AUGGUUUCGGUUAAAGAGCUGCGUGUGUGUUUCCACGAUCUGAAUAUAACAACACGAACCACCAUCGGCCAAAUUUUGCGCGUGCCGACCGGCGAGAUAGCAUUUGCGUAUCCUAAAGAUGCCAGGCUGUCUCAGACUGACACGAAUCCUUACCCAGAAGGCUGGCGACCUCAUAUCAUAACAUGGCAACGCUACGCUGCUACCGAGAGGGUGGUGCAGGACCUUUACGGUCUGACCUUGAUACACCGCGUCAACGUCGUGCUCGACGCCGCCGUCCCAGGUCGGUUGUCCAUCAUUGGAACCCGCAAGCUAUUCUCUAGUUGGGGCACGGACACAAGCAGACUCGAAGGAGAAAAGGAGACCAAGAUCGCUCCCGACUGGAUCGUUGUGGACGGGGACGCGAAACCACGCCCCUUCUCGCUCAUCUAG
Messenger RNA from Anthostomella pinea, 429 nucleotides. NCBI's taxonomy places the organism in Eukaryota, Fungi, Ascomycota, Sordariomycetes, Xylariales, Xylariaceae. The record is from the annotation of a GenBank genome assembly.